GCGCUUGACGGUGGUGGUUGUCGAUGGUGCUGCUGGGCGCGUGCUGCUGCAGGCCCUGCUGUGCCUGCUGGGCCUGUUGGGUGGCAGCCUGCACGGCCUGGGCCACAGUCUGAGGGGUAGAGUUGGGGUCCAUGGUUGGGCUUGGCGGGCGCGUUGGAGAGGGUGCUUGCAGAGGGCCGGAUGUCUUGGCUGCUGCAAAGUCUAGUGCGCCGCUCGGGGCGAAUACGAUGACCAACACGAGCAGACGAGGCGUGCGUGUGGAAGGGGAAACAAGGAAUAUAUGGCCAGUCCAGCAGAGUACGGCGCGGACAGGUGUAAGGCAGGAGGGAGAAGAGCGGUGGGGGAUGGAGGCGAGGGUAAGACGAGGAGGAAUUUCUGGGCGUCGGAGCGGAGGGGGGGUCCUUAAGUGCAAGGGCAAGAGCGGAACGAGGAGGGCCUGGCUUGGCAGCGGAAAGGGCAACACUGCCACACCACGCGUACCUACAAGUAGGAUGGCCGCCGGGGUGGCCCAAACUCUAUUGUCUGCCUUUCCCCCAUCGUCCUACCUGCCACUCCCUUCCAGCCGGCGUGCCCUUCGCCUUUGCGCAUGGUUCGUCCCGUUCGCCUCAGCGAGCAGCCGGCGCAUCCGCCAAGCCACUAGCGCCUUGGCAACAUUCUGCACCUCUUUCCAACAACGGGGCUCGGUACAGGGUCGGUGAUUGUUCGCUGAUGGCGAUCUGUUGAUGACGAGAGGACAAUAGCGACGGGUGGGGGGUGAUGGAAGCAGAAGGCUGAAUGCCCAUCGGGAUCAGAUCUGGCCUCAUGAAAUGCAUCGUGGAGGGCCGACGGGGUGUGGA
Molecule: messenger RNA, 836 nt
Organism: Neohortaea acidophila
Lineage: Eukaryota; Fungi; Ascomycota; Dothideomycetes; Mycosphaerellales; Teratosphaeriaceae
Exons: 2
Coding region: 132-698 (188 amino acids)
Source: RefSeq, a predicted model, not a curated record